Messenger RNA from Owenia fusiformis, 1499 nucleotides. The record is from the annotation of a GenBank genome assembly. NCBI's taxonomy places the organism in Eukaryota, Metazoa, Annelida, Polychaeta, Sabellida, Oweniidae.
AUGAACACAUUCUCAUUAUUCAUGUAUAUUACAGACAAGGUGCCUCCAUGUAGAGAUUGUUAUAUACAUGAACCUCAUCUAUAUAGCAGAACACAUCAAUAUAUGAACACAUUCUCAUUAUUCAUGUAUAUUACAGACAAGGUGCCUCCAUGUAGAGAUUGUUAUAUACAUGAACCUCAUCUAUAUAGCAGAACACAUCAAUAUAUGAACACAUUCUCAUUAUUCAUGUAUAUUACAGACAAGGUGCCUCCAUGUAGAGAUUGUUAUAUACAUGAACCUCAUCUAUAUAGCAGAACACAUCAAUAUAUGAACACAUUCUCAUUAUUCAUGUAUAUUACAGACAAGGUGCUUCCAUGUAGAGAUUGUUAUAUACAUGAACCUCAUCUAUAUAGCAGAACACAUCAAUAUAUGAACACAUUCUCAUUAUUCAUGUAUAUUACAGACAAGGUGCCUCCAUGUAGAGAAUGUUAUAUACAUGAACCUCAUCUAUAUAGCAGAACACAUCAAUAUAUGAACACAUUCUCAUUAUUCAUGUAUAUUACAGACAAGGUGUCUCCAUGUAGAGAUUGUUAUAUACAUGAACCUCAUCUACAUAUAGUAGAACACAUCAAUAUAUGAACACAUACUCAUUAUUCAUCAACAUUAAAGACCCGUGUCUCCAUGUAGAUUGGAGAAAACAUAUAUGAUACAGAGAGAACUUAUUAGUUCUAGCUUUGUUUUGCUGAAAUAGGUUGCAUGGGGGUAUUUGCAACAAUGUGUAUUGUAAAUGAAUUUAUUUCUUUAUACAACUAAAUUGGUCAAUCAAUGAAUUGAGCUAUAUAUAUCAAAAAACCUGUGGUGAAACCUUUAAAAUUGCGUAUCUGCUCUGGUAAUAAAAUGUCUUCAUCUCAUGAAAAUCGUGAAAAAAAUCGUACCUCCAAGGCUGUAAAAUUUUCUUACAGAAAGGAAACUUUUUCCAUAACCAGGUUCAACCACAGUGAAAAACAAAGUCCUUGUAAAAUAUUCAAAAUUAUUAGUUGGCUCAUCUUGCGUAAUACAUUAAAAAUGUACCAAUUAAAUUAUAUGACCAACUGUAAUACUUAGAGAGUCUGUUAUGUUUCACUAACUGCGUCUACCUUUAGACAAGAGUGACAUAUCCUUAGUCUCUAUUGUUCUAGAUUGCUCUUUGCCAAUUCCAUAACUCCCAAGCUGGAUAGGUCCAUUAGAUUUCAUUUUAUUCAUGUGAUAUGGAGGUGCAACAUCAGAUCUGGUCUUAUUUGUUAAAGGUUUUGAUCUAGCAAUAUAUGGAUUUGGUGUGGUGGACUGAAUCUGCUUCAUGUUUGUGUGAUUUUUAAUUGUCUGAGAUGGUCUAAGAAUAUUCUGAAUAGGUGGCGCUUGGAGCUGAUGGUGCUUUUGUUGACGUUUCUUAAUGGCUUCUUGUUUCUUUCUUUCAAUCUCUUCUGGCGAAUACUUUUGACUUUGUUUGGGUUGGCUGUUUGACUGGCUACUAACGAUCUGGG